Messenger RNA from Aaosphaeria arxii CBS 175.79, 1305 nucleotides. RefSeq lists its product as uncharacterized. NCBI's taxonomy places the organism in Eukaryota, Fungi, Ascomycota, Dothideomycetes, Pleosporales. The record is from RefSeq and is a predicted model, not a curated record. The transcript is spliced from 3 exons. The coding region runs from base 1 to 1305 and encodes 434 amino acids.
AUGACACAUCGCCAACAGAAUUCCUAUGCCGAGAGGCAAGUCCGGGAUAGAAUAAAACAAAGAACUAGGGAACAGGCCGAGGAAGACGAGAGCAAUCCAACCCCAAGACUGCUACAAGAUGUGCACGUUGGUGCCGAUGUCUACAGCCUUACCAAAUUUUAUCUGGACUAUUCCUAUCACUCUGGCUUCGCUAUGUUUGAAGUCUUUCCUAUGCUCGACACAGGUGGUUCUACAGGCUUCUGUCAGGAUGCUAUCAGAGCAGUCGCGUUAGCAAGUUCAUCGAGGCAGUUUUGCCAGCCACGUUUAAUGGUGGAAGCUAGAAGAUAUUAUGGCAAAGCCAUUGCAGGCGCUAAUGCCGCUUUUCAAGAUUCAGAAUUGUCAAAGGAUAGUUCUCUACUUGUAGGGCUAUUUCUCGCUGGCAUGUUUGAAACUAUUGUAACUACACAGUUCGCUACCAAGGUCAUAGAUUCAAAUGAUACUUGUCAUCCUCAUUCCAAGGGGGCAUUAGCACUACUAACUUUUCGAGCCGAACUGGGGCUUUGCACCAACCUUGAUAAAAGCCUCUUUGCUUUCAUCUCUCAUGUUACGCUGAUGGAAAUGUUCACACUCCAGGACCUCAGCACCCAGAUGUGGUCCAAACUUGAAGGUUUCGAAAGUUCAUGGACUGUCGGGGUCAUUCUCGACCAUGAAAUCCGAGAUGCAGUCGACUUCAGGCUUCAUCUGCACGCUAUUAUGAAUCCGUCUGGUAGCCAACCCGGCUUACAUGAACUCCUACAACUCAGUGAUUCUGGAAUCAGUAUUGCACAAAAUCUUGACGACGCAGCCGCCAGAACUAGCUUUUGGGACACAACUGAGCCUGUGCAACGCCGCGAACGGAAGGCCUUCAAUAGCCUUUUCAUACUCUCCACCGAGGUGACUGAGGCAAUUGCAGCAAGCUUUUACAGAAGCGUCAGCUUGAACAUACUUCAGGUCAUGUUGACGCUUCUUCGUAACAAAUUAGACCAGCUUGACCACUGUGAUGAUACACAAGCUACGAUUGCCCUCUACAAUGAACUGAUAUCGAAAACCCUCGACGGAAUUUACGAAGAUAUCCGCAUUGUACUUCCACUCAAUGGUGCACAUUCUGUACACCAGAAUCCAAAUCUACCAUAUCGAGGAUUCUGGAUGCUCUGGCCCAUGACUGCUGUUCUUACAUCACCAGCGGCGGAUCGAAUACGCAAAGUAUGGGUCAAAGACAAACUGCAGAAUAUUGGUGCGAUAUCUGGUCUUGGUUUAGCUACAACAGUUAGCAACUUACCCUUCUAA